AUGGCAGACAAAUCGGGCUCCCAGACGCUAUGGGACAGCGUACCCUGGCAAGAAUGGCUUGACACGCCGCCUUCCGCCGACGACCCAAGCCCGACAAAGCCGGUCGGCUGGCAUAAGCCAUGCGUACCAUAUCUUCACGGGGCAAACAGUCUGCAGACACUCGAUGUCUGGAUCCCCUCCCCCUCACACUCAAAAUCACACCCAACGACAUCCUCCGCACUGCCCGACGACACUCAACUUCUCUCUCGCACAGGAGUCUGGAUCGUCUACAUCCACGGCGGAGCGUGGCGCGACGCGACCAUCAAAGCAGCGUCUUUCGCGCCGACGCUGCACCAUAUACUGAAGUCUAGCGACCCAGCGACAGCCAAGAUCGCGGGCUAUGCGUCGUUGGAUUAUACGUUGUCAGGCGGCGAAGCGGGUGAAGCGAGUCGAAACGCGAGACAUCCGGACCACAUCAUCGAUGUGCUUCGCGGGAUCGGCUUCCUGCAGGACAUUGUUGGAUUCAAGGAUAAUUAUAUCAUACUGGGCCAUAGUUGUGGUGCGACGCUCUUGUUUCAGGCUUUGAUGGACCGGGAGCGCUGGAGGAUUCCGAGGGUUGUGGUCGCUGGGGAGGAGCACAGGAGUGAGAAUGCAGCGCUUUCGAAGUCGGCGUCCCCGUCACCACGGAGUAUUAUCAAGCCCAGCGUUGCUAUUGGCCUUGAUGGCCUAUACGAUCUGCCGGGGCUGAUCGAGGAUCCAGGUGAGAAGCACUCGCGCUGGAUCCCCGAGUAUGAGGCAUUCACGCGUGAUGCGUUUGGAGACGACAAGGAGACAUGGUUUGACGUGAGUCCCGUGUCUGUCAAAGACUGGGUCCGCGAAUGGGGCCGUAAUGAUGGGAUGGUCGUGCUCGUGCAGAGCCACGACGAUACGUUGGUGCCGUAUCGGCAGCUGACGGGCUUCCACGAGUCUUUAAAGCCGGCUAUGGACGCCGGGCUGGAGGUCUUUGAAUUGCCUGCUACCGGUGAUCAUGAUGCGCUGUGGGAGACGGGUGAUCAGAUCGCCAGGAUCAUUGUCGAUGUCUUGAUUGAGUAUCUCGACAAGAUUGACAGAUCUGCGCGGCCUGCGAAGUCUUGA
Exophiala bonariae is the source of this 1113-nucleotide messenger RNA. RefSeq lists its product as uncharacterized. Bases 1 to 1113 code for a protein of 370 amino acids. NCBI's taxonomy places the organism in Eukaryota, Fungi, Ascomycota, Eurotiomycetes, Chaetothyriales, Herpotrichiellaceae. Gene Ontology annotation, molecular function: arylformamidase activity; lipase activity. The transcript has a single exon. The record is from RefSeq and is a predicted model, not a curated record.